This is a messenger RNA of Capsella rubella, 1228 nucleotides long. Its product is annotated as zinc finger A20 and AN1 domain-containing stress-associated protein 5. Gene Ontology annotation, molecular function: zinc ion binding; DNA binding; ubiquitin-protein transferase activity. The record is from RefSeq and is a predicted model, not a curated record. Bases 220 to 711 code for a protein of 163 amino acids. Lineage: Eukaryota; Viridiplantae; Streptophyta; Magnoliopsida; Brassicales; Brassicaceae. The transcript has a single exon. Gene Ontology annotation, biological process: protein ubiquitination.
UCGACGUAAUUGUGAGAGAAGACGAGAAAGUGGGGAUGGUGGAAGGAGAGAUGAUAAGAGAUGGGAAACGCGUCUCUCUAUGAGACCCAUAUUCCCCUUUCAUCUCUCUCUCUCUCUCUCUCUCUCUCUUUUUUCUCUCUUCAUCUCUCCUUUUAAUUCGAUCUGUAAACUCGCCGGAGGAGCAAGGGCAGAUUCAGAUUCAGAUUCAAUAAAAAGACGAUGGCGCAGAGGACGGAGAAGGAAGAGACGGAGUUCAAAGUACUCGAAACCUUGACGACUACAACGGCGGCGACGUUGUUAUGCACCAAUAACUGCGGCGUUACAGCUAAUCCUGCGACGAACAACAUGUGUCAGAAAUGUUUCAACGCUUCCCUUGUCUCGGCGGCCACAUCAGGUGUUGUUGUCGAUACCGGUUCGAUCUUGAAGAGAUCGGCUAGAUCCGUUAAUCUUCGGUCGUCGCCAGCUAAAGUGGUGAUUCGUCCGAGGGAGAUGGAUGCGGUGAAGAGAGAUCAACAGGUCGUUAACCGGUGUUCUGGUUGUCGGAAGAAGGUCGGGUUGACCGGGUUCAGGUGCCGAUGCGGCGAGCUUUUCUGCUCAGAACACCGUUACUCCGAUCGUCAUGAUUGUAGCUACGACUACAAAACAGCCGGACGCGAGGCGAUCGCUCGAGAAAACCCGGUGGUCAAGGCGGCUAAGAUGGUCAAAGUUUGAAAUUUUUUUAAAAAAUUCGAUCUCAAACCGUUGAAAAAACUUUGGUGGGUGGGUGGUGGUGGUGGUGGUUCAAAGCUCCGAUCUAUAUAACAAACGAUGGGAAAGAGAUGCUCGACAUCGGUUUGAUUGGUGCUGUGUUGUAAAACUGAAGAUGAGAGAGAGAGAUAGAGAGAUUCAUCCUCCUCUGCUCAAUCCAAAAUCUGAACCUCAUUUUUUUUUCUUUUUUCUUUUCUUCUUAAUUUGCUUAAUUAUUAUAUUAGUGAAUGAUGAUUAUUAUUAUUAUUAUGAUUGUUUGCUUUGUCUUUACGGAUUCAUGAAUUUGUGCUUCUUCUUCGGAUGUGAUCUUCCUUUGAUCAUCGAGAAAUGUGUAUUGUAGGAUUGAUUCAGUAGAAACGAAAGGGGCUGGUUUGGUAAUUUCGUAGGAACGUGUCUCUCUCUCUCUCUUUCUCUCUUUUCUCUCUCGUUUCGUUUCGUGUGGUUUAGCUGUACUUAUCAUCAACGAUAUUUUUUUUACUUA